Molecule: messenger RNA, 678 nt
Organism: Fusarium coffeatum
Lineage: Eukaryota; Fungi; Ascomycota; Sordariomycetes; Hypocreales; Nectriaceae
Exons: 1
Coding region: 1-678 (225 amino acids)
Source: RefSeq, a predicted model, not a curated record
AUGUCUUCCAUCAAGCCUCUUACUCUGCACGCCCACCACACCGGCCCCAACCCCUUCAAGGUCGCCAUCCUCCUUGAGGCCCUCAACAUCCCCUACAAUGUCAAGCUCUGGCAAUUCGGCGAAGGCUCCAACGGCCUAAAGGGUCCCAACUUCCUUGCCAUCAACCCUAAUGGCCGUGUUCCCGCCCUUGAGGACCCCAACACCAACGUCACAAGCUGGGAAAGCUUGGCAUGCGUCAACUACGUCCUCCGCGUCUACGACACCGAGAACAAGUUCGGCCACCGUGAAGAAGCCGGUGAGCAGGGUAGAGUCGACGUUGAGAAGUGGAUUAGCUUCCUGAUUACUACCAUGGGUCCCAUGAUGGGACAGUGCAACUGGUUCCGCCACUACCACGACGUCAAGAACGAUAACGCGUAUGAGCGAUACUACGCUCAGGCUUGCCGAUGCUUUGCCGUUUUGGAGGAGCAGCUCAAGUCUCACAAUGGAGACUGGAUUCUUGCGGGUGAGAAGCCUAAUGUUGUGGACUUCCACUUUGAGCCUUGGGUGCGACAGUAUGAGUAUGCUGGUUUGACCAUGAAGGAGUAUCCUACUGUUAAGGCGUGGUUGGAUCGUGUCCAGGCUCUGCCUAUUGUUAAGCAAGCCUAUGAAAAGGUCAAGGCUGGAGAGGAGGUUCAGUAA